GUCAUCUGACAGCUGCUCUGGAAUAGAUGCACUUGUUGAAUCGUGUCCCAUUCAGCCGGGGGUCACAGGUUGUGUGCUAAGUCAUCUGAAAUCUUUGACGGCUCCCUCGUGAAUGAAAACACACUAAAGAACCGACUGGACUAGAUCGAUUUUAUAACCUCACAUCACCACGAGCUGCAUUGCCAGGACAGGUGUUUUUGAUGUCUGCACAGCGAUUGUCUCUCUGGCCAUGUGUGCGUACUGCCCUGAGCUGCGGGGUUCUCUUGCUGGCUGCUCUGCCAGACUUCACCACAGGCAAGAAUUGCUCCCACCCGAUUGUACCAGAACAUGGAGGUUUCCGCUGUGAACCCUCUCCCUGUCGCGGUUUCCCUCAAAAGAGCAUCAUUCGCUUUUUCUGCGAGCCUGGCUACACUCUACCCAAAAGCCACCAUAGGUCAAAGUGUGAGCAUGGGAAAUGGCAUCCCAAAGUGCCCGUCUGCAUGCCCCGACCAGAGGGUCAUCCUGAACAACCAGAAAAAAUAGUCAACUCUAUCCCAAGUGUGGCUACGACUGCUAUUGGAGUGUCCAUCUUCCUUCUCACCACAACGGCUUGUUUGGUCAUCAAAUCCCGUCUAUUCUCCUGUCGAACGCAACGGCGUUCCUCGGAUCAGUUGGACCUUGUUGUCGAUGGCUUACCUGUAUCUCUUCCCACAUACGAGGAGGCAAUCUACAGCAGUUGGGGCCAGCGACUCCCGUCGUUCCGUGGACCCACUCAGCUCCUGCUGACCCAGGACGCAUUAGAACACAGUCCGCUGACUUUGCUCAUUCGCCCCGAUUCCAAUCGUUGCACUGACACAGCCAAUCAUAGCACAGAUACUCCACCACCUCCUUACGAAGAGGUCCAAUCACGAUCCAGAGACACUGAGAAUGACAGGGACGAACGGGCUUUGCAAAGCACACUUUCUGUUGAUAAAAACAACUAAUUACUGGACUUUAAUGAACUCACCUUUAGCCUUUUGAUUGUUCGUUUCCUUGCACAGUUUGGUUUUCCUAGGUAAUGUGCUGCAAUAUUGAUUAUGUUAAUGUUUUCACUGACCAGCUGGAGAUGUGGCUACCCUCCGUGAGGGGAAACAAGGUGUUUUAAGGGGACUUUUAUGAUUAAUUAAUGACUUUUAUUUAAUGAUGUAGGUAUAGCAGCCAUUUCCGUAAGAAUGAUAUGCUGUGUAGUUACAUUUUCAGGGUUAUGAUUUAAGAUUAGCAUGGAAAUAAUAUGAUUUCACCUCAUUCAGUGUUUCUCAGAGCAUUUAGAUUGACUGAAUGUAAGAAGCAGAUUGAGAUUGUGCCUGUUGACUGAUGGAUGUAGUAUAUUUUAUUUAAUUUUAAUUCCUUCCAACUGAACAGAUCUAUUGUUAAAUAUUGCAUUAACAUAUAGAACAGGGGAACAGACUUUAAGUAUGCUUGCUGAAUGUUUGAACAAAUAUAUUGUAUUUGUUUUUUGUUUGGCAUUUUAUGAUAUGUAACAUUUACAUCUUGUACAUAAU
Molecule: messenger RNA, 1520 nt
Organism: Sinocyclocheilus anshuiensis
Lineage: Eukaryota; Metazoa; Chordata; Actinopteri; Cypriniformes; Cyprinidae
Product: sushi domain-containing protein 6-like
Exons: 5
Coding region: 201-962 (253 amino acids)
Biological process (GO): DNA damage response
Source: RefSeq, a predicted model, not a curated record